AUGCUUAGACUAUCGAGAACUCUUCCGGCCAUAAGGGCGUUGAAGAGAUGCCGUUUGUCGAAUACACGGGUUAGUAUGCCGGUUACAGCAUCGCACUUCGGAGAAGUGAGUCGCCCGUACGCAUCAUCGACGAUGGGUCCGGAUUCUUUCCUCCAGGGCGACGCGGCGAACUACGUCGAUGAGAUGUACGAGUCGUGGCUGAAGGAUCCAAGCUCGGUGCACGUUUCGUGGGAUGCGUACUUUAGGAAUUUGAAAAACGGAGCAGCACCCACAGCAGCGUUUACAGCACCACCUACGUUGAUUCCCGGACCAAUCGGGAGCUUGAGCAUGGUCCCAAGCACGCAGACGGCGAGCAACGAGGACAUCUUGACGCAUCUAAAGGCACAGUUGUUGGUGCGUGCGUACGAGGUGAGAGGGCACCAGAAGGCACACCUGGACCCGUUGGGGAUGUCGUUCGGCGACUCGAAGACGCUCCACAUCCCGAAGGAGCUCACUCCGGAGUACUAUAAGUUCACGGAGGCGGAUUUGGAGAAGGAGAUCGCGUUGGGACCGGGAAUCCUCCCGAAUUUCGUCAAGCACGGGAUCAAGUCGAUGAAGUUGAAGGAGGUGAUCUCGACGUGCGAGCGGCUCUACUGCGGGAAGUACGCCGUGGAGUACAUCCACAUCCCGUCGCGUGAGCGGUGCGACUGGAUCCGGCAAAGAAUCGAGAUCCCCCAGCCGUACAAGUUCACGGCAGACCAGAAGAGACAGAUUUUGGACCGGCUGAUCUGGUCGUGCGAGUUCGAGAACUUCUUGGCCACGAAGUACCCGAACGACAAGCGGUUUGGGCUGGAGGGGGCGGAGUCGGUUGUUCCCGGCAUGAAGGCACUCAUCGACACGUCUGUGGACCUCGGAGUGGAGGAUGUGGUGAUCGGCAUGCCGCACAGGGGCCGGCUUAAUAUGUUGGCGAAUGUGGUGCGUAAACCGGCCGAGGCGAUCUUCUCGGAGUUCUCCGGGUCGACUCCUCAGGACGAGGGGUCUGGAGAUGUCAAGUACCACUUGGGUAUGAACUACGUGAGACCCACUACUUCCGGCAAGAGCGUGAACUUGUCGAUUGUGGCCAAUCCGUCGCACUUGGAGGCCGAGGACCCGGUGGUUUUGGGCCGGACUAGGGCCCUCCAGCACUUCAAGAACGACGUGGGCGAGUUCAACAAGGCACUCGGUGUUUUGUUCCACGGUGACGCGGCAAUCGCCGCUCAGGGCGUCGUGUACGAGUCGAUGGCGUUUUCGCACUUGCCGGCAUUCUCCACCGGAGGCACUGUUCACGUCAUAGUGAACAAUCAGAUCGGGUUCACGACGAACCCGGAGUUCGGCCGAUCCACGCGGUACCCGUCGGACAUCGCGAAGGCGUUCGAUGCGCCGGUUUUCCACGUCAACGCGGACGAUGUGGAGGCGGUGGUGUUCAUGUUCAACUUGGCAGCCGAAUGGAGAGAGACGUUCCACUCGGACGUUUUCUUGGACAUUGUGGGCUACCGAAAGCACGGGCACAACGAGACGGACCAGCCAUCGUUUACCCAGCCGUUGAUGUACAAGCGGAUUGCCCAGAAGAAGCAGGUGCUCGAGCUGUACGAGAAGCAGCUGCGGGACGAGGGCUUCUUCACGGAUGCAGACAUAGACGAGCACAAGCAGUGGGUGUGGAAGAAGCUCCAGGCGUUGUUCGACAAGGCCCGGGAGUAUACGCCGGAGUCUCGGGAGUGGCUCACGGCCCCCUGGGAGGGCUUCAAGUCGCCCCGGGAGUUGGCCCGCGAGAUUUUGCCGCAUCUCCCCACUGCAGUGGACGAGGCCACGCUGAAAAGCAUUGGUCGGGUGAUCUCAACGCCUCCGGAGGGCUUCAAGAUCCACCGGAACCUCAAGCGGGUGUUGAAGAGCCGGCUCAAGUCGAUCGAUGCGGGGAAGGGCAUCGACUGGUCGACCGGCGAGGCCCUCGCACUUGGCUCGCUUGCCCUCGAAGGGUACCACGUUCGUGUCACGGGUGAGGAUGUUGAAAGAGGCACUUUUUCACAGAGACACGCCGUGCUCCACGACCAGGACUCCGGGGCAACAUACGUGCCCUUGAAGCACAUCGGUGCCAGCCAGGGCGACUUCGUGAUCUCGAACUCGCCGUUGUCCGAGUACGGUGCCUUGGGGUACGAGUACGGCUACUCGUUGGCCUCUCCGGAUGCGUUUGUCGAGUGGGAGGCCCAGUUUGGCGACUUUGCCAAUAACGCACAGUGCAUCAUCGACCAGUUUAUCGCUGCUGGCGAGAGCAAGUGGAAGCAGCGGUCCGGUCUCGUGAUGAGCUUGCCCCAUGGGUACGAUGGACAAGGUCCCGAGCACUCUUCUGCCCGUAUCGAGCGAUACUUGGAGCUCUGCAACGAGGAGCCGCGUGUUUUCCCAAGCCCGGAAAAGUUGGACCGGCAGCACCAGGACUGCAACAUGCAGGUGGCCUACCCAACAACGCCGGCUUCGCUUUUUCACCUCAUGAGAAGACAGAUGCACCGCCAGUUCCGGAAGCCGUUGAUCAUCUUCUUUUCGAAGUCGUUGCUCCGGCACCCGUUGGCCCGGUCUGACCUGUCUGAGUUCACCGGAGACUCGCACUUCCCCUGGAUCAUCGAGGAUAAGGAGCUCGGCAACUCCAUCAACGACAAGCCCGGCAUCAAGCGGCUUGUUCUCUGCUCCGGACAGGUGUACGCAACGCUUUUCAAGAAGCGUGAGGAUCUUGGUGACAGAGAGACUGCGUUCCUCAAGGUUGAACAGUUCCACCCAUUUCCAUACGCUCUUCUCCGAGACGCUUUCAAGACUUACCCUGCCCUCGAGGACCUUGUCUGGUGCCAGGAGGAGCCCCUCAACAUGGGUGCCUACUGGUACAUGAAGCCAAGGUUGAAUGCCACGCUCAAGGAGGCUGGUGUCGAUCUUCCUUUGCGUUACGCGGGAAGAGACCCUUCUGCCUCCAUUGCCACAGGCAACAAGAAGAGGCAUCAUGCUGAGGAGGAGGCUUUCCUGGCACAGGUCUGGAAUAAAUGA
Molecule: messenger RNA, 3042 nt
Organism: Brettanomyces bruxellensis
Lineage: Eukaryota; Fungi; Ascomycota; Pichiomycetes; Pichiales; Pichiaceae
Gene: KGD1
Product: 2-oxoglutarate dehydrogenase E1 component
Exons: 1
Coding region: 1-3042 (1013 amino acids)
Biological process (GO): tricarboxylic acid cycle
Cellular component (GO): oxoglutarate dehydrogenase complex; mitochondrion
Molecular function (GO): thiamine pyrophosphate binding; oxoglutarate dehydrogenase (succinyl-transferring) activity
Source: RefSeq, a predicted model, not a curated record